Condylura cristata (star-nosed mole) is the source of this 5344-nucleotide messenger RNA. RefSeq names its product solute carrier family 39 (zinc transporter), member 10 (gene SLC39A10). Lineage: Eukaryota; Metazoa; Chordata; Mammalia; Eulipotyphla; Talpidae. Gene Ontology annotation, molecular function: zinc ion transmembrane transporter activity. Gene Ontology annotation, cellular component: membrane. Gene Ontology annotation, biological process: positive regulation of B cell receptor signaling pathway; zinc ion import across plasma membrane; intracellular zinc ion homeostasis. The transcript has 10 exons. The record is from RefSeq and is a predicted model, not a curated record. Bases 243 to 2741 code for a protein of 832 amino acids.
AGUCUUUGUGCUCAGAGCUUCCAUUACUCUUCCACCUCCUCAGGGCCACAGCAACCGACGAGCAAAGCCUGGAGGAAAAGAGGGGGGGUAGGAUGCUCCACGCAUGCGUUAGAAGCCGCCCCAACUCCCCCGCGGCGUCCUUUCUUGGAACAAAACUAACGUGGAGCCACGGAGCUCCGCACUUUGCGUAGACUCGCAUUUCCUAUUUCUCCUACAGUCCGUGUGCAAUCCGAAAAAUAGAAAUGAAGGUACAUAUGCACACAAAAUUUUGCCUCAUUUGUUUGCUGACAUUUAUUUUCCAUCAUUGCAACCACUGCCAUGAAAAACAUGACCAUGGCUCUGAAGAGCAUCACAGACACCAUCGUGGAGUAACAGAAUCGGAGUCAAGCAAACUUUUACUUUUGGAUGCUGAAAAUGAAAAAAAAUACUAUAUUGAAAAACUUUUUGACCGUUAUGGUGAAAAUGGAAGAUUAUCUUUUUUUGGUUUGGAGAAACUUUUAACAAACUUGGGCCUUGGAGAGAUAAAAGUAGUUGAGGUUAAUCAUGAGGAUCUUGGUCAUGAUCAUGUUUCUCACUUAGAUCUUUUGGCAGUUCAAGAGGGAAAGCAUUUCCACUCACAUAACCAUCAACAUGCCCAUAAUCAUUUAAAUUCAGAUAAUCAAACUGUGACCAGUGUAUCAACAAAAAGAAACCGUAAGUGUGAUCCAGAGAGGGAAACAAUUGAAGUGUCUGUCAAAUCUGAUGACAAACAUAUGCAUGACCAUAAUUAUCGUUUGUGUCAUCACCAUUGUUUGCAUCAUCACUUGGAUCAUAACACAACUCGCCAUUUUCCUAAUGAUUCCAUUACUCACAGUGAGCGUGGGGAUCCUAGCCAUGGACCUUCAACAGAGACCAAUAAAACGCAAGAACAGUCUGAAAGUAAGCAGCCAAAAAGAAAGAGGAGGCCAAAAGGAAAAAAAAAUGAAAAUUCUGAGGUUAUUACACCAGGUUUCCCCCCUAACCAUGAUCCGGGUGAACAGUAUGAGCAUAAUCGAGUCCACAAACUUGAUCGUGUACAUAGCCCAGGUCAUUCUCAUGGACGUCUUCCGGAACAUAGUGGUCAUGAUCCUAGUCAUGGACACUCAGAUCUUGAUCCUGAUAGUGAAGAUGAACUUCGACAUACUAAAAAGCGAGAGGCACCACAUGUUAAAAAAAGUGCAAUUUUUUCAGCUGCUAGUCACAAAGAUCAUAAUGAAGAUGACCGCCUACAUGAGUGUUUGAAUGUCACUCAGUUAUUAAAAUACUAUGGUCAUAAUGCCAAUUCUCCAAUAUCACGUGAACUGUUUACAUAUCUUUGCCCUGCAUUGUUAUAUCAAAUUGACAGCAGACUUUGUAUUGAACAUUUUGACAAACUUUUAGUUGAAGACUUAAGUAAGGAUAAAAAUCUGGUUCCUGAAGACAAGGCAAAUAUAGGGGCAUCAGCAUGGAUUUGUGGUAUCAUUUCUAUCACUGUCAUUAGCCUGCUUUCCUUGCUAGGCGUGAUUUUGGUUCCCAUCAUUAACCAAGGAUGCUUCAAAUUCCUUCUCACAUUCCUUGUUGCACUUGCUGUAGGAACAAUGAGUGGAGACGCCCUUCUUCAUUUACUGCCCCAUUCUCAGGGUGGACAUGAUCACAGUCAUCAGCACGCACAUGGGCAUGGACAUUCUCAUGGACAUGAAUCUAAGAAAUUUUUGGAAGAAUAUGAUGCUGUAUUGAAAGGACUUGUUGCUCUCGGAGGGAUAUACUUGUUAUUUAUCAUAGAACACUGCAUUAGAAUGUUUAAGCACUACAAACAGCAGAGAGGAAAACAGAAAUGGUUUAUGAAGCAGAGCGCAGAAGAAUCAACUAUUGGAAGGAAACUUUCAGAUCAUAAGUUAAAUAAUACACCAGAUGCUGACUGGCUUCAGCUCAAGCCUCUUGCUGGAACUGAUGAUUCAGUUAUUUCUGAAGAUCGACUUAAUGAAACGGAACUGACAGAUUUAGAAGGUCAACAAGAAUCCCCUAUUAAAAACUAUUUGUGUGUAGAUGAGGAAAAAAUCAUGGACCAUUCUCACAGUGAUGGCUUACAUACCAUUCAUGAGCAUGAUCUCCACGCUGCUGCACAUAACCACCACGACGAGAGUAAGACUGUGCUAAGGAAGCAUAAUCAUCAGUGGCACCACAAACACUCUCAUCAUUCACAUGGUCCUUGUCACUCUGGGUCAGAUCUGAAAGAAACUGGAAUAGCCAACAUAGCUUGGAUGGUUAUCAUGGGGGAUGGCAUCCACAACUUCAGUGAUGGCUUAGCGAUUGGAGCAGCUUUCAGUGCCGGAUUGACAGGAGGAAUCAGUACCUCCAUUGCGGUCUUCUGUCAUGAGCUGCCACAUGAGUUAGGUGAUUUUGCAGUUCUUCUUAAAGCAGGCAUGACUGUAAAGCAAGCAAUUGUAUACAACCUCCUCUCUGCCAUGAUGGCUUACAUAGGCAUGCUCAUAGGCACUGCUGUUGGUCAGUAUGCCAAUAACAUCACACUCUGGAUCUUUGCAGUCACUGCUGGCAUGUUUCUCUACGUAGCCUUAGUGGACAUGCUUCCAGAAAUGUUGCAUGGUGAUGGUGACAACGAAGAACAUGGCUUUUGUCCAGUGGGGCAGUUCAUUCUUCAGAAUUUAGGAUUGCUGUUUGGAUUUGCCAUCAUGCUGGUGAUUGCUCUCUAUGAAGAUAAAAUUGUGUUUGCCAUCCAGUUCUGACCAUUCCCAGUAAUCACUGUUGAUUACCAGAAUGUUACCGUGCAGCUUUGCAUCUCUUCCUUGUACUGUACGCACAUCGCUCAAAGAAAAGUCAGUGGCUUGCACUACUUACAAGUUCCAUAGAUUUGAGCCUAACCACAAAAGACUGGUGCUCAGUACUCUUCCCUGCACGAAGGGGUCUUUUAGAACAUAAAGCUGGUGAUAAAGGAGAACAUGGGACUCCAUGAACCAAUAUUGAUAUAGGUUUGAUUAAGAUGUUUUUUAAAAGAAAUAAUCAUAUAAAACACUAAAGUAGUCUCUUUUAUUAGUAUAACUUCUGUGGCUAUGCAGAAAUAGAAAUUGAACCAAAAAUCACUUAAACUUUAAAAAUAUUUUAAAUGGACUUUGGACAGACUUUUCUUUGUGCUAAGAAAUGAAUUGUAGUGCCCUUUAAUUCAGCUACGUAUAUACAUAUGGUAAUAGGGAUCAACUUGACACAACUUUGCAACUGGGUAGCUUAUAGGAACUAGAGGAGAAAAGCUCAGGCUGCAUUAGAGUAUGAAUUUAGCAGUGAGAAACGCCCUUAUUCUUGAAUCUAGAGUUACUAUUUUUGUAUAUAUUUGCAUAGUGUUUAAACUUGCAGCCUAAACUACUGAAAUUUGUGAUUGUAUGUUUGUGUGAGCUUCAGUUUAAUGAAAGAUUCAUAAUGGUUCUUUGUAUUAAUAUUAUACUUGGUGUUUGGUUUUUUCCCCCCCAAGCUUUCAUUUUGUUUUUGUUUGGGGAUUUUUGGUGGGGAUUAGGGGUUGGAGCAUGUGGUAAAAUAUUUUUUGUUCUUGUUAAAAUUGUAAUGCUCUAGAAAAUAUCAGAGAAAUGAAGAACCCAAACAUGGUCUAAAUGUUCAAUUUCCCUACUUUAACUAGUUAUUUGGGAAAUUUAAAUUUGAGUGUAUGCCCUGCUUUACCAGUUUGACAUUAGAACCAAGAUAAUAAAUACAUUGUGGCUGGUAGUAAGAUUAUAAAGCAGAAAAUUUAAGUUCAGCAUGUCCACAAGCUGUACAUGGAAUCAAUUAGAGUACUGACCAGGAUAAGCCCUGUGGACAGCACCAUCCCAAGUGACUUGGGAGAUAAAUUUCAAUAACUCAGCUGAGAUCACUUGAUCAUUUUGUGCCAAGAUCAGCUGUUGGUGCCUGAUAGGGAUUAAUCUCUUUAGGGUCCUCCUCUCCUACCAUAAUUGUGACUGAUUUGUGAGAAGUGCAAGCCACAGUUACUCUAAAAUUUGCCUAAUAAUUUGUAGCAGUAGUUAGCCAUAUGCAUGUAGCUUCUGUUUACAUCUUGUGCCACAUGCUCUUCAUUUAUGCCAGGUGAACCGUGUUUGAACUGUGUGCAGGCAGCUUUGUUUUAACCUGCUUGGCAACCUACAUAGCUGCUUUAAAGAUCUUACUGUUCAAAUAUUUAAGAGCCAAACUUUUCCCAUUCCAUUUAAACUGUUGUCAUUUAGCCCUCCUCCUUUCACUGAUUCCUUUCCUCACCCCAUGAAUUUUAAAACAAAAAAAAAAAACUUUGAGAGCAGCAUAUGCAUCCAAGGUGGUAAGAGUUUUGCAGUGUUUCUUCUUUAUGCUAUAAGCAAAAGCGCUUAGGUGUCAUUUCCUUCAUUUAUGCCUGAAUUAGAGAGCUAUUUGUGGCAUUUUCCAUGGCCUCCUUGUAACACACAGGAGUUUUAUACAUAGAUUAUUUUCAGUAUUGGGCACUGAAUUAGAACAGUCCUCAUCUCAUUGCUUGGCCCUUCAAGCAACCUAGCUAAAAGGUGCUGAUAUUUUAUUUAGUACUGCCAACUUCAAUGAUUCAAAUAUCUUGCUUUCUGAACCAAGAUAUAUUGUUACAUUUUUGAGUUUUUAUACCCAAGGAGGAUACUGCAUUCCAGUAUUAAAUCUGCUUAAUUUUAAAACUUUUAUGAAAAGCAACAGCUGGAUUAUACUCUCAAACUUAAAAUAAAUGCCUGAUUUAAAGCAAGUAUGUUAUCCGGAAGUAUAUAACAUUUUAUAUUCUCUCAAAAAUGGUAUUAUCUUUAUUUGCUAGAUUUUUUUAAUCUCUUAAGAAGCUGUAACAGUUGCUGCUAGUAUUUUGUUAGGGUUCCACCAGUAUUUAGAUUUCACAUCAUUCUAAUGUACAGUUUCAAGUCUUACUAGACAAUCUGAAUUCCACUACAUUUCUGUUUGGCUCCAACAUUCCGUUUAGCUUGACCAGUCUAAUUUAACAUGUGUUUGUUGGAGGUCGUUAAUGUUACUUGUACAAUGCUGUCACUGUGUGACAUCCAUAUGAAUUUUGGUGUAUAUCACAUUGCAUUCAAUCAGCUGUGAUUAUGCUUAGAAAUACUAUAGUAACUAGAUGCAGUGUGAAUUUUUUCCAUUAACAGUAAGUCAGUGGCUUAAAUGUGAUUAUGGUCCUGCAAGGUGAUACUUGCUAAAAUAUCUACUUUUUUUGUUGUAACUGAAUCAUUUUUUAAAAAUUUAUAAAGCUGGAAAUGAUCAAAUGCUGUUAUUUUUUUCAUUGUCAACAGUGGUGUGUCAUUUUAUGUAUGUUCCUAAUGCCAAUGGAACUCUCCCAAAAUAAAGUUAUUCAAAAAGA